Molecule: messenger RNA, 3257 nt
Organism: Callorhinus ursinus (northern fur seal)
Lineage: Eukaryota; Metazoa; Chordata; Mammalia; Carnivora; Otariidae
Gene: TSPAN4
Product: tetraspanin 4
Cellular component (GO): plasma membrane
Source: RefSeq, a predicted model, not a curated record
GCCUUGCCGGGCCCAGGAGAAACUGGGGGGCCCCUGCCCCGGAGUGGGUGUCUCCCAGCCCUGGAGGCUCCAGUUUGGCUGUGGGGAGAUGGCCUUGCCUUGGCUCUGUGGGGGAGGGGUGUGUGCGCCCCUCCCCCACGGUGGGGGCCUGGGUGGGCCUUGGGCCUGCGGGGCUGGAUCAGCAGCAGGAAGGCCGACACCACAGGACUGUUUGCGUUGGCAGGGCCUCCCUGGCUCCUCAGAGCUGCCUCAGAGCCCGCUCUGCCUGGGGGCCCCCCCGGGUAGGUGGCUGUGUUCUCCUCUACGCACUGAUCUGCCCCCGCUGGGGUGUGUGCCCCCAGGCCGGGCCCCUGCUGCCUCUUAGCUGCUGGGGCGCACAGUAUGCCACGCCACUGGCAACCUCCCAUCUUUGUUUCGGAUUUUGGGGUGGUUCCUCUUCGAGUGGGACCUUGGUCUGGCCAGGUGGGUGCCCAUGGCCUUCUCAUGGCUUCUGCUCCCUUGGGGUCCCGCAGCUGCUCGCCACCCCAGAGCCCUGGAGAGUCAGGAAGACCCAGCCCAGGACUGUAGGUGUGUUUGUCUUGGGGCUCUCCCUCAGCUCUGUCCUUGUUGCCUGCUGCAGGUACCAUUCCGGGGGAUGCAGGCUUGUCAGACCCUGCCCUCAAAGGAAGCCCAGAACAGGGAAUGGGGAGGGAGGCUUCCUGGAGGAGGAGGCUGGGCCUGGGUGAGAGAUGGAGCCAGCUGUGGUCCUGUCUGGUCCCUGCAUCCUGCCCCAACUGCAGGGUUGUGUCUGGGCUGCCCUAGAUGGGAGUGGGAGGCUCUGGACUCACGGAGGAGCAUUGUGGGGGCCGGGAGGGCUAGAGGUCAUUCAUGGAGGGUCCACGGGCUGCCUUGGGGGCGAGGGCUGCGAGUGUGGCUGGGCAGUGGUCUCCUCCAGCCUCGGCUUGGUGUUGGCCAUGGGACUUCCUCAUUUUGGGGGGCCCAGGGGGGUUGGGGGGUUGCUGGUGGAUCUGCCCUUUGGGCCCUGCCUGGGAGGCCCAUCCCCCCUGAUGCCCAGGUCUUGAGGUGUAGGGGCAUGGUGGGGUUUGAUGCAUGGUUUUUAGCUUCUAGAAUGUUGCUGUGGGCUUUGGGCUCCAUAGCUCCUGGAGAGGGGGCUUAUCAAGGAAAGUGGAUGAGGUGUGUUCCUUUCCUGGCUGCCCCCCUCCUCCCCCCCCCCACUGCCCUUGCUACUUUCUGGGCCUGAAACCCCUCCUUGUUUGCUUCAUCCCUGGGCACAGGGACCCCCAGGUGCAUCCUCUCCUCACUGAGGUUCUGGGGAGGACUCGUAUGAGGUCACCUGCAGACGUCCGUCUGCUCACUGGCCUCUCGCCAGCCUCAAACGUAGGUCGGGUGGACUGGCAGCAGUGGGCACCCAUGAGAGGAUGAGUGUGGGGGGUGGACAUCUGCCAUGCUGAUGUUUUGAACCUCUGCAGUCCCCUCCUGCCCUUGAGCUGCUGAGAAGACUGCCUGCCCCACCCCCAGGCUGCAAGGAGCACCUGGUCUGAGGAGUGAGAUGUGGGGGGCCUGACUGGGAUGCCUUCAGACACCCCCCUGCCCCGUGAGCUUGGAGUCCCCUCCUCAAAGGCCCUGGCUGGUGGGGGAGGGCAGAGUCGUCCCAUGAAUGCCGAUGGCAGGGGAACAGGCCUGGUGAGUCAUCACCAGCUGGCUCGGUGGGGAGAGAGUGAGGUUGAUGGCUCAGGGCAUAUAUCUGCUUGGAUCCCAGGAAUGGUUGGGCUGCAGGGCAUCUUAGGGGAAAUGGACACCGAAGGCUGGACCUCUGGGGACCAUGCCAUGACCGCCACAUGCCCUGAACACGUAUAUUCUCUGGCUCCAGCCUGUCUUGGCUGCACUGACCAUCGGUCCACCUGCUGGCUCACCUUCAAGGGAACCAAGCACCGCCUGGCUUCUUUCCCGCGGCAAGCCCAGAGCUGAAGCGCUGCAGCAUGGCGCGCGGCUGCCUCCAGGGCGUCAAGUUCCUCAUGUUCGCCUUCAACCUGCUCUUCUGGCUGGGAGGCUGCGGCAUCCUGGGUGUUGGCAUCUGGCUGGCUGCCACCCAGGGGAACUUCGCCACCCUGUCAUCCUCCUUCCCGUCCCUGUCGGCCGCCAACCUGCUUAUCGUUACCGGCACCUUCGUCAUGGCCAUUGGCUUCGUGGGCUGCAUCGGGGCCAUCAAAGAGAACAAGUGCCUCUUGCUCACCUUCUUCGUGAUGCUGCUCUUGGUGCUCCUGCUGGAGGCCACCGUCACCACCCUGUUCUUCGCCUGCACUGACCAGAUCGACAGGUAUGCCCAGAGGGACCUAAAGAAGGGUCUGCACCUGUAUGGCACCCCAGGCAACGUGGGCCUCACCAACGCCUGGAGCAUCAUCCAGACCGACUUUCGCUGCUGUGGGGUCUCCAACUACACCGACUGGUUCGAGGUCUAUAAUGCCACUCGCGUGCCGGACUCCUGCUGCCUGGAGUUCAGUGAGGGCUGUGGCCUUCACGCACCUGGCACCUGGUGGAAGGCGCCAUGUUACGAGACCGUGAAGAUGUGGCUCCAGGAGAACCUUCUGGCUGUGGGCAUCUUUGGGCUGUGCACGGCGCUGGUACAGGACUCAGCACCAACCCUGGAUGCCCCCGCCCCCGGACCCUCAGCCAGCCCUGCGAACACCGAACACCGUGCUGGAGGAGGUCGCCAAGUGCUAGCAAUGUGGGCAGGGCUGGGGGUGGGAGGAGCUUUUCAUACCCAUGUAUUCUCCAGAGCUGCGCUCCCCCCGGCUGGGGUCAUUCACGGGUGGGGGUGGGGGUGAAGGGCUGACCGCUGGUCCUGGUGCUCAAGGUGGGGCUGUAGCCCCACCGUCCACAUUCCACAGCCGAGCCCGUGCAGGCUCUGGGUGCAUCUUAAUAAAGUGCGUGGGCAACAGCCCCCACCCGAGUGUCUGUUGCUGCCCUGAGCCUCUGGGGGGGUGGUGCCCAGACAGACCGUGUGUGGCCGUGGGCCCCCCCACCGUAUGCCCAGUGCCUGCAGUGGGGCUCCUGCACAUGCGUGGGGCCAGCCACCAAACCUCCGUGAAAUCAGACACAGGAAGUGGUGCAGAGGUGCCUCAGGACGGCCCUGCGCCUCUGACCCCCCUCCACGUAGGCCCAGGGCGUUGCCUGCCCCCAGGGGUCUCUGUUCCUGUGAACUUGGCCCCCGAAUUGUUCAUCUGUAUGGAUUCUACAAAUAAAAUGGGCUGUCAGGA